Molecule: messenger RNA, 2134 nt
Organism: Bombina bombina (fire-bellied toad)
Lineage: Eukaryota; Metazoa; Chordata; Amphibia; Anura; Bombinatoridae
Gene: PRPS2
Product: phosphoribosyl pyrophosphate synthetase 2
Exons: 7
Coding region: 213-1169 (318 amino acids)
Biological process (GO): ribonucleoside monophosphate biosynthetic process; 5-phosphoribose 1-diphosphate biosynthetic process; purine nucleotide biosynthetic process
Cellular component (GO): ribose phosphate diphosphokinase complex; cytoplasm
Molecular function (GO): magnesium ion binding; ribose phosphate diphosphokinase activity
Source: RefSeq, a predicted model, not a curated record
AGCCUGUUUGCUACUCCUCCUCCUGCUGCUUUCACGCAGCCACAUGACACAUAUCUCUGCAUCCUGAAGCAGAAGGGAAGAAAGAAUCCCCAUACGAAAUUAAACGUAGUCAUUAACACGCAUUUUUUUUGCGUUUUCUUUCUUCCCUUUUGCCUUUCACAGGGUACAUUUCAUUCACUCGGUUUCCCACCCCAGCCGUACUUAAACUCACCAUGCCUAAUAUUGUGCUGUUCAGUGGCAGCUCUCAUCAAGAUCUCUCCCAGAAAGUGGCUGACAGACUAGGAUUGGAGCUGGGAAAAGUGGUCACCAAAAAGUUCAGUAAUCAGGAGACCAGUGUAGAGAUCGGUGAGAGUGUAAGGGGAGAAGACGUCUACAUCAUACAGAGUGGCUGCGGUGAAAUCAAUGAUAAUCUGAUGGAACUCCUUAUCAUGAUAAAUGCCUGCAAGAUCGCGUCUUCCUCUAGGGUCACUGCUGUUAUACCAUGUUUUCCUUAUGCCCGUCAAGACAAAAAAGACAAGAGCCGUGCUCCAAUAUCUGCCAAGCUUGUUGCCAAUAUGCUUUCUGUCGCUGGGGCUGACCACAUUAUCACAAUGGACCUUCAUGCAUCUCAGAUCCAGGGAUUCUUUGACAUUCCUGUGGAUAACCUAUAUGCUGAGCCUGCUGUUCUUCAGUGGAUAAGGGAAAAUAUCCCUGAGUGGAAGAAUUCCUGCAUAGUGUCUCCUGAUGCUGGUGGAGCCAAAAGAGUCACAUCUAUUGCUGAUCGGCUUAAUGUUGAGUUUGCACUUAUCCACAAAGAACGAAAAAAAGCCAAUGAAGUUGAUAGAAUGGUGUUGGUUGGAGAUGUGAAGGACCGUGUUGCUAUCCUAGUAGAUGACAUGGCUGAUACAUGUGGAACCAUUUGCCAUGCAGCAGAUAAAUUGCUUUCUGCUGGAGCAACAAAAGUUUAUGCAAUUCUAACACAUGGUAUUUUCUCCGGGCCGGCCAUUUCUCGAAUCAAUAAUGCCGCAUUUGAAGCUGUGGUAGUCACUAACACAAUCCCACAAGAAGACAAAAUGAAACACUGCUCAAAGAUCCAGGUUAUCGAUAUUUCCAUGAUUUUGGCAGAAGCCAUUCGAAGGACUCACAACGGCGAAUCAGUUUCUUACCUUUUCAGCCAUGUUCCCUUAUAAUCUGCCCUCUUUUUGUGUGUGCAACAACCCCCUUCAUUUUCUUUUAAAAGCAAUGUUAACCAAAAGUUAGAUAAUAUAUGCCUGUUUAGCCAUUUCAAUUCUUAUACUCAUUCCUUCUCUGGAAGAGUACAGACUAGCUAAGUUUUAAUGCUACGUUUAUGAGAGUGGUAAAAUCCACCCUGGGUUCAAGCUGGUCAUAUAUUUGGUAUAUUUAAUGAAAAGCUGGAUGUUUUGGAUACACUUUUUGUCUGUGUGCUUGCACAAGAUGAUUUAUCAGUGAAUAAAAAUCAUUGCAGAGAUCUGACAUUUUGAAUGUUACCUUUUUCCUGUGAAAGGUUUGGGUUGUCGGAUUGUUUGGGAGGGAGUUUCUAAUUUGGAAGGGAUUUAAACAAAUAUUUUGUAUGCAGUUUAUUCCUUAAUCUUAGCAGAUGUAUGUUUUAUUACACUAUGGGACAACGUUUUGUUUAUUUUAUAUAUGACUGAGCAGUAGACUUGCUGAAGACAAGUGUAAAUGUUUUUCUCUGUCUUUUCAUAAUGUUAUCAUCAUGUUUCAAUUGUGCAUAUUUUCCACACUAAUUCUUCGGCACACUAUGUAACCUUAACUAAAUGCUUUUGAUUUGCCAAUGAUAAAAGUUCCCUCAAACCAAACCUAGCUUUUAUUUAUUUGGCAAGUUCAUAGCAGAUAUUUCCAUAUUCUAUUUGAUUUAGGUUAUAAACAAUGUUGCAGUUUGAUCUGGAAAUAAAUAGCGAAUCUAUUUUGUAACAAAUCUGGGACUGAAUUAAGUGUUUUGUACCAAAGUUGGAUUCAAUCAAAGCAGCAUAAUGCAUCACUUCUUUGGUUUUUUUUUUUAUAUAUAAUGGUGUCUACAAAAGUUCUGUUUUUCUCCAAAAUGCCUGUCAUGUUGCAAAUAUACUAUUUUUGCUUAAACAUUAUCAAUAAAUUGUCAGAGUACUAUGUGGACCAA